AUGAGAUUACUGAUUUCAUGGUCCUUAUUUCGUCAUAUAUAUAACCAGAUUGUGAAACUAUUUGUGAUAGGUAAGAAUCCAACUUUGGCACUCCAACUUGUGAGGUGUCUCUGGGAAACCCUUCUUGAGCUUGAUUGCGAAGAGAUACAAAUGAAAAGAGUGAUAAGUGAACCAUCUCAAGUAAUAUUCAUAGCCGCAGAAGUUGGAAACUUUGAGGUUUUGGCUGAGCUAGUUAGAUCUUACCCGGAUCUCGCAUGGGAAGUUGAUGCAGAAAAUCGAAGCAUCAUUCACAUAGCUGUUUUACACCGCCAUGCAGCCAUAUUUAAUCUAAUAAAUGAAAUAAGAACUAUCAGGAAUUUUGUAGUAACAUACGAGGAUGAUGACCAAAACAAUUUACUGCAUUGUGCUGCAAAAUUAGCACCACCAAGCCAACUUAACUUGGUGUCUGGAGCUGCUUUUCAGAUGAUGCACGAGCUACGGUGGUAUGAGGUAUCUCAUUAA
Messenger RNA from Cajanus cajan (pigeon pea), 501 nucleotides. The record is from RefSeq and is a predicted model, not a curated record. NCBI's taxonomy places the organism in Eukaryota, Viridiplantae, Streptophyta, Magnoliopsida, Fabales, Fabaceae.